AAAACACUCGUAGAUCCCAUGACGCACCAGCACCUCCUCAGUACUUCCUUAUCAACCAUCCAGUACUAUUACUCACAAAUCCCCGCGAUGUCAAUUAUGCUUCCGGUAAAGGUUCAUAGCGCGCAUGCGGCUCAGGUCUGGAGACCGAUUGUCGCUUGGAAAUCCCAAUCUGUGGCUUCCCUGCUGAUGCCGUCAUCUUCUCCUGCUUACCUUAAAUACCGUGCGAUAUCCCCACUAGCUAGCUGCUGCUUGAGAGAACCUCUUUUUGCACUUCACAGAGUAUAAUUGACAUCGCAGAGCCUAGCCUCUUCCUAUUUGCGCAAUGACUUCCUUCUCAGACUCCACCUUUAACGCGAGUCUGUACUCAGACUUCCGUCCGAGCUACCCACCAAAGCUCUACUCUAUCCUUACCGACUACCACAAAGGUCCCAAGAACCUUUUAGUCGACCAAGGGUGCGGUCCAGGCACGGCCAGCAUUCCGUUUACAAAGCUCUUUGCACACGUUAUCGGCAGUGAUCCUUCCGCGGGGAUGAUCGAUGUCGCGACCAAAAACGCAGCUGCGAAAGAGAUCAAGAACAUCGAAUUCAAAGUCUCAGCCGCCGAGGACCUGAGCUACAUAAAUCCCGGAACAGCGGACAUGAUUGUUGCAUCGCAAGCUGCGCAUUGGUUUCAGCACGACAAGUGGUUUAAAGAGUGCGCGAAGACUCUCAGACCUGGAGGUACCCUGUCCUUUUUCGGAUAUCUUGAUCAUCAGUACAUGGGGGCCCCGCAGGCAAACAAGAUAAUCGAGGAGUUCUCUUACGGAAAGGAUUACCUGGGUCCAUACUGGGAACCAGGCCGCCAAGUACUCCGCAAUCUCUUCCGUGAUAUCGAAGUACCCAAAGAUAUUUUCGAAGACAUCGAAAGGAUCGAGUACAUCCCAGGAAAGUACCCGAACGACAAACAUCUGAUUGGAAAGAAAAUGACUCUUGCCGCGAACGAGCAGUACGUUCGCACCUGGAGUAGCUUCCAUAACUAUAACAAGCAGCACAAAGAAGUCUCGCGAGUUCAGGGCGGAGGAGGUGAUAUUGUUGAUCGUUUGUUUGACCGGCUGAAGAAAACUAUGGGAUGGACGGAGAACAAGGUUCUUGAAAUUCAGUGGUCGCAUAUCAUCGUGCUGGCUAGGCGUAUUUAGAUAGUAACUAGA
Molecule: messenger RNA, 1186 nt
Organism: Myxozyma melibiosi
Lineage: Eukaryota; Fungi; Ascomycota; Lipomycetes; Lipomycetales; Lipomycetaceae
Product: S-adenosyl-L-methionine-dependent methyltransferase
Exons: 2
Coding region: 323-1174 (283 amino acids)
Source: RefSeq, a predicted model, not a curated record